Molecule: messenger RNA, 1454 nt
Organism: Rosa rugosa (rugosa rose)
Lineage: Eukaryota; Viridiplantae; Streptophyta; Magnoliopsida; Rosales; Rosaceae
Product: cyclin-dependent protein kinase inhibitor SMR9
Exons: 1
Coding region: 577-987 (136 amino acids)
Biological process (GO): regulation of DNA endoreduplication
Source: RefSeq, a predicted model, not a curated record
CAUAAUAUUAAGUAUUAGAUCCCGCUUCUUCUAAUCUCUCUCCCUCCUUCCCUCCCUCCUCUUUACUUCUUUAGGGUUUAUAUAGGGGUUUUCAGGUUGAAGUGGAUUUUAGACUUUUUAGUUCCUUUCCCAAUCCAUUGGUUUUUUCGCUCCAAUCCUUCCUCGGGUGUUUUCACUGAAUCCAGUUUGUCGCUUUGAAGGGUUUUCUUCGAGCAAAGUUGCCGUGGGUUUUACAAGCUUGUUGAUAAUUUUGAUAUUUCUGGGUUGGUUUCUCUCUCUCUUUUUCUUUUUUCUUGGUGAGACAGUCUCUUCAUGUGUAGUGGGGUUUCUUGGAAGUGGUAGUUUUGUAAGUCUGAAAAGGGCUUUGUUUCCAAAGGGUUGCUUGAUUUGAUCAUUUAGCUUUUUCCUACUUACUUUUCAGUCAAAUCUACUUGCUUUAGAAAGCAUCCAAUAUAGGUUUAAAUUAGUUUUCCUUCUUUGGUAAAGUUCCAUUGCCCCUCCCCCAAUUCUCUUGCUUUCCUCUCUUAAACCAUUUCCAUUUCCACAAGUUCUAACUGUCAAAACAUAAAUAAAUCAAUGGCUCCCUCUGGAAGAACAAGAGCAAGCAGGCCUAAGACAGCAAGAAAGGCAAGAAGAACCAUUUUCAAGAAGCCAGUAGUUGUCAAGCCAAAGCAAAAGAUUCAAAAGACGCCUCCUCCUCCGAAUUCACCUUCCAAGUCCUCCUCCUUGAUCUCCGGUGGCCUUCCGCAGACCGAAAGCAUAGAUUUCGAGGCUGUUGUUCAUCAUGAUGUCUCUGAAACUUCUAGCCCUUGCUCCACACCAAAAGCUCAGAGAUAUCGGAUACCCCAGAUUGUGUCAUGUCCUCCAGCACCCAAGAAGCAAAGAGUGAAUUCAAAUUGCUUGUUUCGGAGAUCUCCAAUCGCCUUCUUCGCUCCACCGGAUUUGGAGCUCUUCUUCUACUUCGCAAAUCGCGGUAUUUCAGUUUAAACUUAAGAGAUGGAUAGUUAAGAGGUGUUUUAGUUUAGUUUGUCCUUUUUCUUUCAUUUAUGUAUUUGAAGAUAGUGUGGCUGUGGGAUGAGAUUUUGAGUGGGGUGGUCUGAGCAGAAAAAAGCAAUUAUUGGGUUUGCUUUUUUCUUUGGCCAAUUAUCUAAGUUGGAUUUUGAAUUUCUAGCUAGGGUAUAGUAUACUAAUCAGUAAUCAAAUUAGCUGGGGCUGUCCAACUAAUUAGGACUUAGCCUUUCAAAUUAAUGUAUUACUGACCUUUGGGGUUUGGUGAGUGCAAUGUAAUAUUUGGGUGGGUUUUUUUAGUGUUGUUUUUAGCUAGCUUGGAGUCAAUCAAUCAUCAGCUUUGGUUUGUUAAUUUUAAGUCAACUUAAGAGAAGAAUGGACUUCUAUUGUCUGUAAACUCUUCCUCUUUAUUGAAUAUAUAUUUUAAGUUUAUGACUUGUGUGUUA